UUCAAUUUUUAUUAAAUUCAAAAAUGCAGGAUCGUCUCACUGACUUGGCAAUCGGAAAUGUACUUUCCAACGCAAUCAACAUUGGGAAUCGUCUGAACUUUUUUAAGGUGAUAGCCGAAAUUUCCAAUGCGGAGUGCCCAGUUCUUCCUGAAAAAAUUGCAGAAAAGGCAGGGUGCAAAGAGAGGUACGUCCGGGAGUGGUGCAACACGUUGGCUUGUGGAAGAAUAUUGGAAGUCAAUGAGAAGGAGGAAUUCUGGAUUGCAAACGAGAAUUUGGAAGCACUCACUACCGAAAAUUUUCCAUUAAUGUUCAACUCAAUGCUGUCGACCGUCCUGAAACCAAUUGACACCCUCAUUGAAUGUUUCAAAAAAGAAGGACCCUACGGCCUGGAUUACUCGGCCUAUUCGGAUUUUGAAGAAAUGCAGCAAAAAUUCACUAAAAUCGUUCACGAGAAGCAUAUCAUUCCGGAUUUGGUUCCAGCCAUUGGAAACGGGAUCAAGGAGAAGCUGGAAGCUGGUGGGAUCCGAGUGUUGGAUGUCGGGUGUGGGGGUGGAUUCCAUUCGGGCUUGCUCGCGGAGCACUAUCCGAAAUCUCAGUUUGUUGGAUUAGAUAUCACCGAGAAAGCUAUCAAAGCAGCGAGGCUCAAGAAGAAAUCUGAUGGCACUGAUUUUGAAAACUUGGAAUUUGUAGUAGCUGACGCUGCAAUAAUGCCAAGUUCAUGGACCGACUCAUUCGAUUUAGUCAUCCUGUUUGGGUCUUGCCACGAUCAAAUGAGACCUGACUUGUGCCUUCUCGAAGUUCACCGUGUGGUGAAGCCAGAUGGUUUAGUCGCGGUCACCGACGUUGAUGGAUCUAGCAAUGUGUUCACCGAUCGUGAGACCUACGGGAAGAUGGCUGCGAUGAAGUAUGGUGGAUCGAUGCUUCAUUGUCUUCCGGUUGGGAGCAAUAGGCCAGAUGCACUAUGUUGCGGCUCAAUGUGGGGAAGGAAGAGAGCAGUUGAGAUAAUGAAUAAGUGUGGUUUUGAUAAUAUCGACAUUAUUCCGACUGACUACUUCCCUGGAACUGUUUUGUAUUUGAUGAAAAAAUAAAUAAACUGUAGCUAGUGUUUUUUUAUAAUUGUAAUACUUUUUUCUAUUUAUUCAAUCUUUUUUCCCGAUUUUCACUGCUUUGUUGUGACUGUAUCAUUAUGAUCCUGAUGAAUAAAUAUCAAUAAACAAAUACAGUUUUU
This is a messenger RNA of Caenorhabditis elegans, 1228 nucleotides long. RefSeq names its product Methyltransferase domain-containing protein (gene R08F11.4). NCBI's taxonomy places the organism in Eukaryota, Metazoa, Nematoda, Chromadorea, Rhabditida, Rhabditidae. The coding region runs from base 24 to 1088 and encodes 354 amino acids. The transcript is spliced from 5 exons. The record is from RefSeq and is marked reviewed.